This is a messenger RNA of Striga asiatica, 378 nucleotides long. The record is from the annotation of a GenBank genome assembly. NCBI's taxonomy places the organism in Eukaryota, Viridiplantae, Streptophyta, Magnoliopsida, Lamiales, Orobanchaceae.
AUGGCUGUCGACGGAGGUUGGCAGGCGAAAAGAGGUGGUGGUCUUCUCCGGCGGUGUGCACCAGGAAGCAUCACGUUGUCGCAAGCCGCUGUUGCCGGAGAAGCUGGAAUCCGUCGGAGAGAAAAAAACCCCGAAUUUGCCGUAACCCUAGCCCUCCUCUCCCUCAAUUCAGCGCUCUUCUCACCAGCGAGUGCGGCGCCCCAGCCAUCUUUGACCAACACCAGGUUGGAAGAUGGUCCAUUGGCAUCUCUGCGGCUUCUCUUCCGUGCUUGGCGAUUCCCCCUUUGUCUUGGGCAGCCAUGGCAGGCAACAGAGCAGGCUGUGGUUGCAGCUGGCGGCUUCAUCAGGCGGAAUAGUGCACUGUCUUGCGGUUUUUAA